Messenger RNA from Xenopus tropicalis (tropical clawed frog), 3216 nucleotides. RefSeq lists its product as uncharacterized. Lineage: Eukaryota; Metazoa; Chordata; Amphibia; Anura; Pipidae. The record is from RefSeq and is a predicted model, not a curated record. The transcript has a single exon. Gene Ontology annotation, molecular function: RNA-directed DNA polymerase activity; nucleotidyltransferase activity; transferase activity. The coding region runs from base 397 to 3216 and encodes 939 amino acids. Gene Ontology annotation, biological process: DNA transposition; DNA biosynthetic process; DNA integration.
AAUCAUUUUGCACCCACCAUAUCUGAGACUGUUAAGAGGUUCCACUUUAACAGACGCAGCCAGCAGCCGGAUGAGAGUAUUGCUGCCUAUAUAGCAGAGCUGCGCAGAUUGGCAGAAAGUUGUAAUUUUGGCAGCAGUUUGAAAUCUUUGCUAAGGGACCGUAUUGUGUGUGGGGUCAGGGAUGCAGCACUGCAAAGAAGGCUGCUAGCUAAGCACAACCUAACCUUUGCUUUGGCCCAGGAGGAAGCACUUGCUUAUGAGGCUGCAUCUGUGCAUUCCAAGGAAAUACAGGCCUCACCCAGUUCAGUUAUUGCACCGGAGCUGCAUCAAGUGUAUAACAAGCCUGAUGUUAAACUGCAGCCUGCAUUAGCACAAGUAUCAGAUCAAGCAAAAGUAAUGUGCCAUAGUUGUGGGGGAGGCCACCUGCGUGGAAACUGUCGUUUCAAAAAUGCUGUGUGUCACAAAUGCAAGCGUCGUGGCCACAUACAGAGAGUCUGCCGCCAAGCUGAUAAUCUACAGAGACCCAAGCAAGCCAGAGCAAAUCUAUCUGGGAAUGCAACCCAUAUAGUGAAAAUCCAAAAUGACACCACUGAGAAAGAGGCAGAUACAGGUAUCUAUAUCUCUGAAAUAAUAAAUAGUGUUGAAAAUCAGCCAAUGUGCAAAAAGAAAUACACUGAUGUAAUACUACAAGGAUCUAAGUGUAGAAUGGAGGUAGAUACAGGCUGUGACUAUUCCUUAAUUUCAGAGGAAACCUUCCAUGCAUUAUGGCCCACUAAUUGCCCACCUAUUUUACCAUGUGACGUUAGACUUGUGGAUUACAAUAAAAAGCCUGUGGAUGUUGUGGGUGCAUGUUUUGUUAAAGUCCUCUAUGAAAAAGACAGAGGAAAACUACGCCUCAUCAUUACUAAAGGUCAAAGAGCAAGUUUAUUAGGAGUAGAGUGGUUUGAACCCCUGGGCAUUCAGUUAACCGGAGUAAAUUAUGCAACAGCAGACUCUUUGCAAGCAGUCAUCAAAGACUUUAGUAGUGUAUUUGAAGAAGGCCUGGGUAAAUUUAAGGGCUCACCAAUAUCAUUCCUACUGGAUCCCAAAGUUGUCCCAAUACGCAUGAAGCCCCGGCCUGUACCAUUUGCUCUCCGUUCAAAAAUAGAUGACGAAAUAGAUCGCUUAGUGCAACAAGGAGCACUAAUUCCAGUAACCCACCCAACUUGGGCCACCCCAAUAGUGCCUGUACUGAAGCCAAAUGGAGAAGUGAGGAUAUGUGCUGACUAUAAAUGCACAAUCAACAAGGCAUUACAAGAACAUCCAUAUCAAAUUCCUGCUGUCAAUCAAAUUCUCAGCACCUUGGCUAAGGGGAAGUUAUUUGCCAAACUUGAUUUAGCGCAAGCAUACCAGCAGUUGCCGGUGGAUGAUGCAGCUGCUGAUGCACAAACAAUUAUCACACACAAAGGAGCAUUUAAAGCUACUAGAUUGCAGUUUGGUGUUUGCAUUGCACCAGGCGUUUUCCAGAAAUUGAUGGAUGACCUUCUUUCCAACCUGCCAGGGGUGGUGCCAUAUUUUGACGAUGUCCUCAUUGGAGCAGACUCUCUGGAAUCAUUAACUGAAAGGGUGAGAGCAGUAUUAAAGCAAAUUUCAGAUGCUGGAUUAAAACUUAAGAAAGAAAAAUGUGUUUUUGGGGUACCAAGUGUUGAUUUCCUUGGAUACAAAGUUGAUGCACAUGGAAUACAUCCAACAGAUACAAAAGUGAAAGCCAUUCAUGAAGCUCCAUUCCCCAAAAAUAAACAGGAGCUGCAAGCAUUUCUUGGCCUAUUAAAUUUCUACCAUUCCUUCUUGAAAGACAAAGCUACUGUGGCUGAGCCGCUGCACAGACUACUGGAUAAAAAUGCUACCUGGAAGUGGUCAGCCCUGCAUGAGCAGGCAUUUAGUGAUGCCAAGAGACUUUUAUCAUCAGACAGUGUGUUAGUACAUUAUGAUUUGAAUAAACCUCUUACCCUGACAUGUGAUGCUUCUCCCUAUGGAAUAGGCGCGGUUUUAAGUCAUACCGUAAGUGGCGGUCGUGAGGCUCCAAUUGCAUUCUAUUCACGGACCAUGAGUACCACAGAAAGGAAUUAUGCUCAGAUUGAUAAGGAAGCUCUAGCCAUUGUGGCAGGUGUAAAAAAAUUCCAUGAGUACUUGUAUGGCAGAGGUUUUGCUAUUAUUACUGACCAUAAGCCGUUGUUGGGACUUUUAAAGAAUAAUGGGCCUACUGCACAGAUAAUUUCUCCACGCAUGCUAAGAUGGUGUUUAUUGCUGAAUGCUUAUGACUAUGAGUUGCAGUACCGUCCAGGGAAAGACAUAAGUAAUGCAGAUGCGUUAAGCCGUUUGCCUCUAAACACUCCUGAUUUUCAAGUACCGGCCUUGUCCGAGGUCCUCAUGCUAGAGUCCUUAGCUAGUCCCCCUCUACAGGCAUCAGAUAUUGCUCGCAUGACAGCUACCGACCCAGUAUUGUCUCGAGUGUUGAACUGGGUAUGGAGGGGGUGGCCAAAAAUAAGUUUAAAAGAAGAGUUCACACCUUUUGAGAAACGCCAGCAUGAACUCUCUGCAUACAAAGGGUGCCUUUUGUGGGGAAAUAGAGUGGUAAUUCCCAAAGCUGGGCAAACCCAUGUUCUCAAAGCCCUGCAUGAGAGUCACCUAGGUAUUGUAAAUAUGAAAGCCCUUGCAAGAAGUUAUGUCUGGUGGCCUAAAGUGGAUGAAUGCAUUGAAAAAUGGGUAAAAAGUUGUGUUCCUUGCCAAUCCACCCGCCAUGCCCCUGCUAAGGCCGGGGUACAUCCAUGGGAGGUGACUCGGAGCCCAUGGUCUCGGCUACAUAUAGAUUUUGCAGGCCCAUUUCAAGGUCAAACAUUCUUCCUUGUAGUGGACUCCUUUUCCAAAUGGUUGGAAGUUGUUUCAGUUGCAUCUGCAACCACCAAUGCAGUCAUUCAAGUGUUGCGGAAGUUGUUUGCCACACAUGGGCUCCCAGACACAAUUGUAUCAGAUAAUGGAGCACAGUUUACAUCUGCAGACUUUAGAGCAUUUAUGGAAAGUAAUCUUAUUCGUCAUGUGACAACAGCACCAUUCCAUCCAUCCUCAAAUGGGCAAGCUGAGCGAAUGGUCCAGACUACAAAGGAUGCAUUAAAAAGGAUAAUUGAUGGUGACUGGAAUUAUAGACUGGCAAAAUUUCUGUUGCAGCAGCACUUUUGA